Oncorhynchus keta (chum salmon) is the source of this 2810-nucleotide messenger RNA. Its product is annotated as putative sodium-coupled neutral amino acid transporter 7. Bases 387 to 1775 code for a protein of 462 amino acids. The transcript is spliced from 12 exons. NCBI's taxonomy places the organism in Eukaryota, Metazoa, Chordata, Actinopteri, Salmoniformes, Salmonidae. The record is from RefSeq and is a predicted model, not a curated record. Gene Ontology annotation, biological process: amino acid transmembrane transport. Gene Ontology annotation, molecular function: L-alanine transmembrane transporter activity; L-aspartate transmembrane transporter activity; L-asparagine transmembrane transporter activity.
CGCACUUUGUUUUAAAGACGUAAUUUUACAUUGUCACAUGAUCACAUCCCAAUCAAGUCACAUGCCAUCGUUGCUUGUUCAGCAGGAAUUUCACAGCGCUUGCGGUUGUUGGAGAAAAACAAGCAUCGGCGAUGUAAUAGAGAGAUUGAACUAAGGGUUCACUGCUGGGUGACAAUACAUCCGAUUUGAGGAUAAACUGACAAGCAGUCAUCUGUGUCCUGAAUGUCACAAGAGCCACCACAAACUUUCAGACUGACCCCUCAACCCAAACGCUGAAUACCCUCAACUCAGCUCUUUAGUGUUGAAGUCUGUGUUGAACAGAGUAGAGUGAAUUUGGGGGUGUUUUAGGUAGUGUUUUUGGGGCUGUGCCAGCCGGGUGGUGUCCCAUGGCGAUUAACAGUGAGGCGAGGGACUGGGCCGAGGCUGGGAGUGAAGAUGCUGGUGAGAGGGCGUGGCUACUGCAGAGCCCCAGUGUGGAGUCCGUUCGCCCCCCUUUGUCAGACAGGGAGAGGACUGGAGGGGUGUCUGCCACAGCCGCUGUCUUCAUUGUGGUGAACGCUGCGCUGGGUGCAGGACUACUCAACUUCCCUGCCGCCUUCAACAUGGCCGGAGGCGUGAUUGCAGGGGUGGUGCUACAGAUGUCCAUGCUGAUUUUCAUCAUCAGCGGUCUGGUGAUCCUGGCAUACUGCUCCCAGGUCAGUAACGAGAGCACCUACCAGGAGGUGGUGCGGGCCUCGUGUGGGAAGGUCACUGGGGUAAUCUGUGAGGUGGCCAUCGCCGUCUACACCUUUGGCACCUGCAUCGCCUUCUUUAUCGUCAUUGGAGACCAGCUGGACCGCUUGAUAGCUGCAAUAUCUCAUUUGCCAGACGAUGUGGUCGGUGGUCACUGGUACAUUGACCGUAAGUUCACCAUUUGUGUGACUGCUGUCCUGGUCAUUCUGCCUCUUUCCAUCCCCAAAGAGAUUGGCUUCCAGAAAUACGCCAGUGCGCUGAGUGUUGUUGGCACCUGGUAUGUCACCAUUGUGGUUAUACUGAAAUACAUCUGGCCUGAUAAAGAGAUGACCCCCGGCUACAUUGCAACCAGCCCGUCCUCCUGGAGUGCAGUAUUGAACGCCAUGCCCACCAUAUGCUUUGGCUUCCAGUGUCAUGUGAGCAGUGUGCCAGUGUUUAACAGCAUGAGAAGGAGUGAACUCAAGCCCUGGGGAGGUGUGGUCACCGUCGGCAUGAUCAUCUGCCUCUUUGUCUACACUGGCACGGGUGUCUGUGGCUUUCUGUCGUUUGGGUCUAACGUCAGUCAGGAUGUACUGAUGUCAUAUCCUCCUAAUGACAUCGCCGUGGCGAUCGCAAGGGCCUUCAUCGUCAUCUGUGUUAUCACCUCCUAUCCCAUUUUACACUUCUGUGGCCGGGCGGUGCUGGAGGGGCUAUGGCUCCGUUUCCGUGGCGAGCAGGUGGAAUUGUGUGUGAGGCGUGAGCGGAGACGCAGGGUGUUGCAGACGCUUGUGUGGUUCACAAUCACACUCGUCCUCGCACUCUUCAUCCCCGACAUUGGCCGAGUCAUCUCCCUCAUUGGAGGCCUGGCAGCCUGCUUCAUCUUUGUCUUCCCAGGUCUGUGUCUGAUUCAGGCAAAGCUCUCAGAAACAGAGGUCCGAUCUGCUAGCUGGCAUGGGUUGGUGGUCUAUGGUGUCAUCAUGGUAACCAUCGGCACUUUCGUCUUUGGCCAGACCACCGUCAAUGCAAUCUAUCAAGACUUUAUCCACUAUCCGGACAGCCAAUAGAAUUCUGACCAGGAAGACUCUUUGUUGGAGGAGGAUGCAGGUCUAUGCUGCUAUUCUGAACUUUAUUGACUUAUAUCAGGAUGUGGAGGAUCCAACACACACAUGCAAACACACUCCCUCCUGUGACAUCUCCUGCAUGCCGCACGUCUCGUUGUCUCCCUGACGAUGAAACCGCUCCAUAGCAAGCACUCGUGUCACACAUGGAGCGAUGCUCUAGGAUUGGACGAGAGUCCCGAGCGCAACCACUGACAAUGACCUAACUUUUUUUUAAAAAGAUUAUGCAAAUGUUAUGUUGUUUUUAUUACAUUUUAUUGUGGGAACAGUCCUCGGUGUUUUCACCCCGUUGUGGGCUGCAGUACUAAAUCCAGCAUACACCAAGCACUGCACUACAGGUGGCAUCCCAUCCCUCAAGAAACUGGGCAGUGAGAGAGGGUACCUACCUCUGAUGGGUGUUGUUACUGAUGAGUAAUGAACAUACUGUUUUUAAGAAUGUGGCCAAACAUUUCCAUCCAUUUUUAUAGUAAUUUUACAAUUCCAAUGUUUAAGUGGUUUAAAGACGUAUCCUUCAACUGUAGUUCUGAAACCUGUUUAAUGUGGCAAGUGUAUUAUAAUUUUAAUCGAUUUUGAAUGCCUUUGAGAUUUCUGAAGUCUGGGGUCUCAGGCUGAUUCCUGUGGUUAAAAGAUUGUAUUGGGCCUAGCUUUAAACAGACAGAUAUUUUAAAUGUGCUUUACCGACAGAGAGAGAUUAGCUCGAGGCUACAUAGAGGUAAAGAACAAAAAUCUAUCAUGUUUGAAGGGAUUGUUCCACAGGGCAGCAAUUACUAUUUUACAAUGACUUGAAUGAGAUUGGAAAUGCUUGAAAUUCAAUUACUUUUUGUUUUUAUUUGUAUUCUAUAAUUGGAGCCAAGGGAAAUCGUUUUUUUUCUGAACUGAACCAAUUUAGUAAUCUGGUUGAACAAUAAGCAGUCUUAUAGUAUCAUGAAUUCUCCUGUUAUCAAUCUACAUUUUAAUAAACAUGAUGGUUUUGUCAUUGAA